AUGUUAACAAUGACUUCAGAUGACAAGGGAACAUAUUAUAUAAAAACUCAACAGGAGAUUGAGGUGGUGAAAAAACAACUGCAAAAGCUAAAACCCAACUGUAUUUCUAAUUAAAUAACGAAUAGCUUAGACAUCAUCAUUCCUCCAACAUUAAUAUAACUAAUUAAAUGAGUAGUUGAAAACUCUUGAAGACAAAUUGUCAAAUGUCAAUUCAGCGUUUUAUGAUCAACUAAUAAGCAAUUUUGAUAACACUGUCCAAAAAUUACCAAAUGUUAAUGAUAGUAUGCUAUGAAUAAAUUAGGAAAUCUCUAACCGCAAUUCUAUUCAAACUCACAAAACAUCAUGUACCAACAACAAGUCCAACUACCCUUUAUUGAUCAAUUUCUCAAUGUACGAACACUCCCAUAAGUGAGGUAUAAUACUUAUCUAAAUUAAGUGUGGAACCGCUGGGCAAAUCAACACUCAAACCAAAAGGAUUACAUACUGUAAAAAGUGCUAUUUAAUGUAAGUAAAUAUUUAGAGAUGAUUUAAUUUAGUCAGCAGAAAGUUUUAAUCAAAAAAACAGUCCUAACAAUAAUUGACUAAAGUGGAUGAUCUGACUCUAUAUAAGAAGGGUAUCACAGAACUCGUAAAUCAAGGAACCAUCAAAAAGCAAGACAUCAAUACUUUGUUAAAUCCAAACAACGUGGCCUUUAGAAAUCAAUAAGCAAAGUAUCCCCCAUUCAUCAUAUCAUCUAGUUUCUUUGAUUACACUGACCAAUUUGGAAACAAGAUUGUUCAACUCGAAAGUCAAUCCUUUUAGAAUAAUUUCAAAACUGAUUUGAAACAGGAUGUCACUGGAACCAACACAUAAAGUGUUGGAUAGAUUUAGGUUCAAGAUAAUAGUAAGGCCACUUAUAAUUAAAAGAAAAUGAGUUUACAAAGUAAAUCAAAACCAAAAUAUGUUGAUGCUAAGGAGGCUACUUCCUUAUCAAAAGAGCAUGAGAGACCCAUUUCAGAAUAAUUGCAAAAUUUAAGCACUCAAUAGGAAUAUAUGAUUCACGUCAAAAAUGGAUUACUAUAAACAGAUCAAUUAUAAUAUGUUCAAUUUUAAAAUAGAUAUUAUGAGAAUUGGAGUAAGAUAGAACCAAUUUUGAUAAGUUUACAAAAGAUUGCAUAAUCAACUUCAGUUUAGGAUUGUAGAAUACUUGGUUCUAAGGUCUAAAAAUUAUCAUAAGAGUUUGACAGAAGUCAAGUAUUUACCAUGGCUGAGUUGCUUUAAUGUUUUGAGAAUUGGGAAGAUCUAUAAAAAAUAUUGAAGGUUCCUACAUUAUUGUAUAAAUCAAAAGAUGGUUAAGUUUAGGCAGCUACAAAAAUAUCUGCUUUGUUUAAAGGAUAUCAAGCAAGAAAAAAUUAUUAGAGAUUGAAAAUAAUGGUGGAAAAAGUGAUUAUAAUUCAAAGAUCAAUGAGAGUAUCAUUAUUCAGAAAAAAAGUAUAAAAGCAAAUCAUAAAAAAUAAUAAUUAUAUGUUGGAAAGAUUCAAAAAUAGACAGAAUGUAUUUAAGGAAGAAUGGCCAUUUAUCAAAUUAUAAUAAAGAUUUGAAAUUCAUUUAAACUCGUUUUCAUUUGAAGAAAUCAAAAGACUAUCCAUGGACAAAUUUCCUUAGAGAUAGAAUACAUAAAUAACUAGGAUAUUCAAUUUAAAAGAUCCUCUCGUGCAUAUAAUAUAUGUAGCUCCAUAUGACUUACCUAGUGAAUUAAUUGAUUACUUUUAUAAAAUUCUAAAUCUUGGAGAUAUUUCAGAUUGUAAAAAUCGAUUGCACUUUGUUUGGCCAGUAUGAAUAUCUUAUAAUCAUAGGAAAAUUACAAUAUUUUCAAUAAUCAUAUGGGAUUGUCUCAGCUACUGUAUUAUUCCCCAAGGGCUCUAAAGAGAAUCAAAUCUUUAAUAAGAGGAUAAGCAUCGUAUAUUGUACCUGGCGUUUGUUCGAAUGAUGAUAUAAAGAUUUCUGAUAUUCUGAAUGUCCCAAUAUUUUCAGGGAUUCCACAAUUGCAUCAAUAUUAUUCAACAAAAUCAGGAUGCAAGGUAUUGUUUGAUGAAUUGCAAAUGCCUCAACCACCAACCAUUCGUAAUAUUUACGAUGAAAAGGAAUUAAUUAAUUCAUUGUCAGUAUUGAUAAUAAAAAAUCCAUCUAUAAACACUUGGAUUAUUAAGGUGGAUGAUGAAUCUUCAGGAAGAGGCAUAGCGUGGUUAGAGGUCUAGAAAAUGAUCAAAAACAUACAACCAUUGGAAAUCAAUUAGUUAGCAUAAUUAUUAACAAAGAAGAUCAAGAAGAAGCUUCAUUAUGCAUUUCCUCAUUUAUAUGGUGGAUAUCAUGAAUUCAUAAUGAGUAUAGCAAAUCGAGGAGGAAUCAUAGAAGGAUCACCUUUAAGUAGAUUGUCUUAAAUACAUUCAAUUUCAUACAACUUUAAAGUGGAACCUACAGGAGAAAUCUCUAUUCUAGGAUCAUAUGAAAAGAUUAAAACUAAUGAAAUUUAAACUAUUGCUUCUCUCAGUCCUUAGAGUUUUUUGAAAAUAAAUCAAGAAGUUUUGUGUCAUUAAAUUGCUUAGAAACUGUAUGGCAAGGGACUAAUUGGAUAUUUUACAAUAGACACAAUCGGAUAUUAAUUAGAAAAUAACAAAUAGGGAUUUUAAGUAAUUGGGUUGGAUUGCUUCUUAAAUUAAUAUAGUAGUGCUUCUAUUUAUUUUGAUUUUCUAAUGAGAGGCAGAUUGGAUGUUUCUACAGGUAGUUAUUAUGUGGAAGAUACCAACAGAUAAAACAACGUUAGAUACUCAAUUUAUUGUCCAACGAUAAUGAAUGAAGGAUUGGAUGUAUUAUAAUAUAAGACAUUCUUUCAAUUAUGUAGAUUGGAAUCUAUCUCUUUCAAUUUAGAAAAAAAGAUUGGAUCUACUUUCAUUUUGGUAGAUUCAUUAUAAAGUGGUGUGAUCAGCCUAAUGACAGUAGGAAUCAACUCUCCUUAAGUAAUUAAAUACAUGAUCGAUGCUAUUGGAUUUAUUUAGAAGAAUGUUGGAAGAGGCACUGAAUAAAUCUAGAUUAAUACCAGGUAAUGAUCAAUAAAGAUUAAAUUAGAACUGACAAAGUCAAUAUGAUGUCCAUUCAUUAGAAACUCAAGACUAUGCUGAAGAAAUUGGAAGGAAGUGAAUACAAAAUUCAAAAUAGCUAAUAUUUAUGA
Molecule: messenger RNA, 3209 nt
Organism: Paramecium octaurelia
Lineage: Eukaryota; Ciliophora; Oligohymenophorea; Peniculida; Parameciidae
Source: the annotation of a GenBank genome assembly